CAUUUGGAAAAGAAUUGAUGAUAGAUGGACUCGCCAACUCUGUCGUCCACUUCAUGUUGCGGGGUACUAUUUGAAUCCGCAUUGCGAUUUGAGGAAACAUUUUCUAUUAACUUUGAAGUCAAACAAAGUUUGUACCAAUGUAUGGAAAGAAUGUUGGAUUAUGAAGAGAGAUUUAAAGUGGAUGUUCAGUUAGAUUCAUAUGACCAAUUGAAAUGGGAUUUUGGAUGUCAGAUAGCUGCGGAUUCUAGGAAAGUGAGAUCUCCUACGGAUUGGUGGAUACGCUUUGGCGGACAAACUCCAGAGUUGACUAAAUUUGCAAUUCGUGUCUUGAGUCUCACUUGCAGCUCCUCGGGUUGUGAAAGAAAUUGGAGUACCUUCGAGUCGAUUCAUACCAGGAAGAGAAAUAGACUUGAGCAUCAUAGAUUAAAUGCUCUCGUUUAUGUGAGGUACAAUACUAGACUGAGAGAAAGGAGCAUAAAAAGAAAAUUGCAAAAGUUUGAUCCAAUUCUAGUAGAUGAAGUUGAUUCUGAUGAUGAAUGGAUUACUGAAAAGGAAGAUCCUGUGCUUCCAGAAGAUCCUUCUUGGCUUGAUGAAGAGAAUUUAUUUGAUAUUGAUGUUGUUAGGACGGUGCCGCUUACACCAUAUGAGAAUGAUCUUACACAUGAAUCAUUCAUUGAUGUUGGGAGUUUAAGAGAUACAAGUGAAUAGGGUCCCUCUAA
Messenger RNA from Nicotiana attenuata, 719 nucleotides. RefSeq lists its product as uncharacterized. Bases 25 to 708 code for a protein of 227 amino acids. The transcript is spliced from 2 exons. Gene Ontology annotation, molecular function: protein dimerization activity. The record is from RefSeq and is a predicted model, not a curated record. Lineage: Eukaryota; Viridiplantae; Streptophyta; Magnoliopsida; Solanales; Solanaceae.